GGAGGACUGGUGGCGGUGGCAGAGGCUAUUGGAGAAAUGAGGGAUUGAGAGAAAGCGGGAAUCAGAAUCAUGUUGCUGAGGCUAUCAGUAAUAAGGAUUCAAAGGCCAGUGGUAUUCCGAAGUCUGAUGGGGUUGACAAAGAAUCGGAAAUGAUACAAGCUGACAAGAAAGAAUAUUCUGAAAGAUCCGAGUCAAAUAUUUUGACGAUGAGUUUGGGGAAUAGUCAAUCUGAUGACUUGCAAAGUGAGGCUAAUAAAGGCGAUAAAUGUACUGCAAAAUCUGAUGGGUCUUGUGGUGUGGAGAAUGAAUGUAAAUCCACACAAGUACCACAUGGGAAGCAGAACCAUACAAUCACUCCAAAAACUUUUGUUGGUAAAGAGUUUUGUGAUGGGAAAAUGGUUAAUGUAGUUGAUGGACUGAAAUUAUAUGAAGAACUACUUAGUGAUUCAGAAGUAUCAGAACUUUUGUCUAUGGUAAAUGAGUUGAGAGUUGCUGGGAAAAGUGGUCAGCUUCAAGGGCAAACAUUUGUAGUCUCAAAGAGACCUACGAAGGGGCAUGGGAGAGAGAUGAUUCAAUUGGGUAUUCCCCUUACAGAUGUUACUGAAAAUGAAGCUGCUGCUGGAAUAUCCAAAGAGAGGAAAGUAGAUACCAUUCCUGUCUUACUGCAAGAAGUUAUUGAUUCAUUGGCUUCUAAGCAAGUGAUCCCCGUCAAGCCUGAUUCAUGCAUGAUUGAUAUCUUCAAUGAGGGAGAUUACUCACAGCCAAAUAUGUGGCCUGUUUGGUUUGGACGCCCAUUAAGUGUGCUCUUUUUGACAGAAUGUGAUAUUACAUAUGGAAAAAUGAUUGAUUCACACAAUCGCGGGGAAUAUCGGGGCUCUCUCCGCCUUUCUCUUGCACCAGGGUCCAUGCUAGUCAUGCAAGGGAAGUCAGCUGAUUUUGCAAAACAUGCAAUCCCAUCUCUCCAGAAACAGCGAAUCAUCCUUACUUUAACAAAGUCUCAGCUUGAUAAAACUACAGCAUCUGGAAAUAGUCCUCGUGGCCCAACAUACACAGGACCACUUUCCCCACAUACACAGUACCACCCACCUAGCAAGUCACCAAAUCACAUUAUUCGCCCUUCAGCUCCGAAGCAUUAUAAUAGUCCAGUAGUGUCAACAUCAUGUGUCAUACUGCCACCGGGACCGGCUGGUUGCCCGCAACUACUACCUUCCAAUGGGAUCCAGCCGAUGUUCGUUUCUACCCCUGUCCCACCACCACAGCUGCCUUUUCCCGCCCCACCGGUAGCCUCUGCUGGCUGGACUGCCACACCUCCAACAAAUCCUCCACCGCCACGUUUGCCAGUCCCCGGUACUGGUGUUUUCCUUCCUCCAAGCUCAGGAAAUUCACCAAACCAACCACUGGUAGUAUCAACAACUCCAGCCACGGAUAGUGCUCUAAAGGAAGAUACAUUGCCGCCAUCUGAAAAAUACAGUGGUGGGCUCGUGGCAUUGAACGAUGGGGACCUUUCUACCCCACACCUUAAAGUAGUAGUUGAUGUGGAGAUCCAAGAGGAGGUAGAGGAGCUCCUCAAUGGAAACACUGAAAAUAGCCUUGUUGGAGAGGAACAGUGAAAGGCAUCACUGAGCAAGGUUUUUAAGCCUAGCUAAAAGUCUAAACCAAACCGGGGAGAAUAUUUUUGGUAAACUAUUGCUUUUGCUGUUGAUAAAAAGUUUUUAUUCUGUCAACUGUAACGGCUUUGAUGACAGGGGAGGGGGUUAAGAUUUAUUGUCCUACUGGCCUCUCCCAAUUUUGCAUCCUACUCCGUAUAAAGUAGAGAAUAUGUUUGUUCUUUGAAAUUGGCAAAUGAUUUUGUGUCCUGUUAACCCAG
This is a messenger RNA of Cuscuta europaea, 1867 nucleotides long. NCBI's taxonomy places the organism in Eukaryota, Viridiplantae, Streptophyta, Magnoliopsida, Solanales, Convolvulaceae. The record is from the annotation of a GenBank genome assembly.